This is a messenger RNA of Dibothriocephalus latus, 243 nucleotides long. Lineage: Eukaryota; Metazoa; Platyhelminthes; Cestoda; Diphyllobothriidea; Diphyllobothriidae. The record is from the annotation of a GenBank genome assembly.
AUGAGUCUUUCUGCCUCUUCGGGCGACGGGGAUGCUUGUCAGGCUUCGGCCAGUCUUGUGACCCGGGACCUGAUGCGUGCCUAUUUGGCAAAUCGUCGAGACCAAGUCCUCAUUGUGCUGCACGCCAAAGUUGCUCAAAAAUCCUAUGGAACUGAAAAGAGAAUCGAGUUCAUGCUCAAGUCGCCAUACUUGCGCCACCAUGCUGUGGGGCACACAAUUGACCUCGUCAAAAGUGACGGUUAA